Molecule: messenger RNA, 2130 nt
Organism: Etheostoma spectabile (orangethroat darter)
Lineage: Eukaryota; Metazoa; Chordata; Actinopteri; Perciformes; Percidae
Exons: 11
Coding region: 205-1704 (499 amino acids)
Biological process (GO): positive regulation of ERK1 and ERK2 cascade; T cell activation; interleukin-15-mediated signaling pathway
Cellular component (GO): external side of plasma membrane; membrane raft
Molecular function (GO): MHC class II protein binding; protein tyrosine kinase binding
Source: RefSeq, a predicted model, not a curated record
UUCAGACAUAUAAGGAAAUCAAAAGCUGAAAGAGAGAUGCUGAUAUGCUCCUCCUACAAGCAUUCUGCAACUUGCAAAAGAGACUUGGAGGAAGUAACACAUCACUCAUCACAGGAAGUAGAUUCUUUAUUUUUAACAUGCUGCAGCUCAGUGUCUCUGACAGUUGACAGCUGAGAAAGGGACAGAAAGAGACAGAGACGCACGAUGGCUGAAUUCAAAUGGAUUCAAAUGGCUUUAUUUGGGAUACUGCUUCAGUUUACAGAAGUAGCUGGACAAACCCAUCUCUACAUCACUGUCAGAGCUGGAGAUGAUGUCCCUCUGCCUUGUGAAAAUGUGAUAACUCAGGACAACUGUGACCAAACUACAUGGCUUUCUAGUUAUAACAGGGAAGCAGCAGUAGAGCUGAUAGCAUUUGGACAGAUUAGAGAUAAUAUUACCAAAACUAAACCAGACAGACUGAGUGUUACAGAGAACUGUUCUCUGGUUAUAAAGAACGUCACAGGUGAUGAUGCUGGACGUUACAUCUGCAGACAGUUCUACACAUCAGGACAACAACUAGGUCCAGAUGCUGUGGUUCAUCUGUCUGUUGUUACCAUGGAAGAACUGAAGAACACUGAUGAUUCGUCCACCUUGACCUGCUCUGUGUUAACAUAUUCUGGUUGUGACCUCACAGUAGAGUGGCUGUAUGAGGGAGAUGAGAACAACGUGGAGAUAACACCGGGGACCUGUUCAGCCCAGGUGUUAUUUACUCCUGGUCUCAAUCAGAACUUACUGAAGUGUAACGUGACAGAUAAGAGGAAUGGAAACACACUGCUAUUCUCAUUUGAGAAAUCAGGAAGCUCAACAGUGGGAACAGAUUACACACCAGAGAAUGACACAGCGAUUACUGGACAACCCCCCCUCUACAUCACUGUCAGAGUUGGAGAUGAUGUCACUCUGCCUUGUGAAAAUGUGAUAACUCAGGGCAACUGUGACCAAACUAUAUGGAUUUCUGGUCGUAACGGGGGAGCAACAGGAACACUGAUAGAGUUUGGGCAGAUUAAAGAUAAUAUUCCCAAAUCUAAAUCAGACAGACUGAGUGUUACAGAGAACUGUUCUCUGGUUAUAAAGAAUGUCACAGGUGAUGAUGUUGGUCGUUACACCUGCAGACAGUUCUACACAUCUGGACAUCAACUAGGUCCAGAUGCUGAGGUUCUUCUGUCUGGUCUUUACUUGAGUGAGGAGAAGAACAACGAUACGGUCAUCUUAAUCUGCUUUGUGUUGUCAUACGAUAACUGUGACCACACAGUGGAGUGGCUGUAUGAGGGAGAUGAGAACGACGUGGAGAUAACACAGAGGGUCUGUUCAGCCCAGGUGUCAUUUACUCCUCGUGUUAAUCAGAAGUUACCGAGGUGUAACGCGACAGAUAAGAGGAAUGGAAACAUGCUGCUGUGUAACGUCGGCCCCCGGUCCUCAUGUAAGAAAACAGCGGGGGGGAGAAACAAAAAGGAUGGAACUUCAACCACACAAGGUUAUUUGCGGUUCAUCAUGGUGUCUUUGGGUUUAGCAGCACUCAUAACAACUGUUGUGGCGGCCAACGUAUGGAUGAGAACUAAAGGCAACAAAACCCAGAUGGAUGGCAAUGCUGAGCAUGGUGAUGAAGAUGAAGGUACAGUGGCCUAUGAAAACGUUGAAGAACCCUCUGUUUCUAUCAGUCUCCACUGACCAACAACUUCAGCUUGUGAAAAGAAGUGAAAAAAAAGGAAAUUUUAGGAUUAGGCUGUCUUAUGUGUUGAGUCUUUACACCUGACGUCUUGAAGCUUAAGUCUAACCUGUUUAAUGUUUUAGUCUUGAUGUUAAGAUUUUUCUCAUUGCUUUUAAAGGUUAAGCUUUGCCUGAGUUAUUCAAUCUUUUUGUAUAGACAAGAAAUUAGAAUAACACAUCGCAUUUUUGUCAUUCUUUCAUAUACAGUUCAGUACUGUACCAAAAUAAAUAGUUUUUCCCUAGCAGGGGCCCGGUAGGAAGGCAUUCUCUGAGGGCCCCUACCCACAUCCACAGCUAUUCAUUCUUCCCUGAGGAUAUUUCUACAACAUAUAAUAACAUAUAACAACAACAAUUCAUUUUUAUUUAUAACUGCUGUAAAUAUGUUCA